AUGCCAUCUAUGGACUUGAGCAGUCCUCACAUGCUCAAUCUUGAGCAGUCCUCAAUGAUACCAUGGUCCGGUGGAGGGGAGCGUAUAUAUGCAGCUGUGGGUGGAGCCUGUCUGUUGCAGCGUGCUGGCGAACUUAGUGUGGUGGAGUACGGCCUCGAUAGAGUACUACAAACUGUGAGUUUCGUAUCUUAUGGAGGAGUUCAGUUAGGGCCAUGGUGGCACGAAGCUCGGGUGGAUUGGUUGGAGCUGAAUGAGAGCGGACAUCUGCUUCUGUUCCGUCAUACUAGACGACGACUUGCACUUCUCCGUAUUGAUACCGGGGAAAAGGAAAUUAUCGGUAGCGGAGUUAGUUUCGUGCAAUGGAUAGAAACUAGUGACGCUGUUGUAGCCCAAACCCCAACACAUUUGCUGAUUUGGUACAGUGUGUGGGAGCCUCAGUGUGUUGACAUGUCUGAGUGUGUAUCAGUCUCGGCUGUAUCAGUAUCAGAGCGACGAGUCCUACUGGAAGGAGGUCAGAUCCAGGCCAUUGUAUUGGAUGAACAUCGACUGGCUUUCAAUUCCGCGUUACGUAGCGGGGACUUAAAGGAUUGUGCUCAAUACUUGGACGCUGUGUCGAGGUCUGCGGACGUGGGGUCGUUGUGGUGUCAACUGGCUGAACAGGCGCUAACAGGAUACGAUGUUGAGAUCUAA
Molecule: messenger RNA, 690 nt
Organism: Danaus chrysippus (African queen)
Lineage: Eukaryota; Metazoa; Arthropoda; Insecta; Lepidoptera; Nymphalidae
Source: the annotation of a GenBank genome assembly